AGCAGUGAUACUAUUCAGUAAAAGAAAUCAAAUUUAAAAGCAAACAACCCAAACCCAACGUGGAAAACAAAUUUAGUUUAAAGUUUGUACCUUAAAGUGUCCCAUUUCCGUAGCUUAAUCUAAUACAUUAAACUUUAGUCUAGCAUUUGUCUCGAAGCUAACUAAUGUGAUUGGUAAUAGAGUAUGCCGUCCUCGUCAGUGUAAAGAGCAAAAUAAAACAACAGCCACACAUAACUACAGUUGCAAGUUGCAGCAUCAAAUUUAAUGGCCAAUUCAGAAAUCCCAACCAUUGACCUUUCUCCUUUCUUCAACCUAGUUGAUGAUGAUGAGAAGGGCAAGAAGAAAGUUAAAGAUGCGAUCAGCGAAGCUUGCUCUGAAUAUGGUUUUUUCCAGGUGGUGAAUCAUGGGGUGCCCCUGAAUCUGCUCAACAAAGCAAUGGAAUUUUCGAAGACAUAUUUCAGGUUCCCAGAUGAAGAGAAGCUCUUGUGCAGUCCUAAAUCAGGUGCACCUCUUCCGGCGGGUUAUAGCAAGCAGCCGGAGAUCUCACCGGAUAAGAACGAGUACAUUCUGAUGUUUCCUCCUCAUUCCGGCAACAAUUUGUUGCCUGGAAAUCCACCCGGAUUCAAGGAAUCAAUGGAAGAGCUAUUCAUUUAUUUCUCCAAGGUUGGUGAACUUAUAGAGAGCAUCAUAAAUGAAUGUCUUGGUCUUCCCAACAAUUUUCUCAAAGAGUACAAUGAUGAUCGGAGUUGGGAUUUUAUGGUGGCCUUGCAUUAUUUUCCAGCAACUGAGAAAGAAAAUAAUGGAAUAACUGAGCAUGAAGAUGGAAAUUGCAUUACUUUUGUGGUUCAAGAUGAAGCUGGUGGCCUUGAAGUUCGAAAGAAUGGUCAAUGGAUUCCUGUCAUUCCUGAACCUGGCAAAAUAGUGGUGAACAUAAGCGAUGUGAUUCAGGUGCUGAGUAACAACAAAUUUAAAAGUACUACUCACAGAGUGGUAAGGCCAAAAGGAAGAAGCAGGCAUUCAUUCGCAUUUUUCUACAAUUUAGUUGGUGACAAAUGGGUGGAACCAUUACCACAAUUCACUACAGAGAUUGCGGAGCCAGCAAAAUACAGAGGAUUUUUCUUCAAGGAUUACCAGGCUUUGAGAUUGAGGAACAAGACUCAUCCUCCUUCUAACCCUGAAGAUGUCAUCCACAUCACUCAUUAUGCAAUUUCAACCCCAUAAAAUUAUUUCUCUCCCGUCCCAGAAAAAUAAUCCGAUUUGUUGAACUAAAGCAGUAUAUUAAACUGGAGGUAUUUUAUAGGUUGGAAGGAGUACUAAAUUCAUGUAUGUGAUCAAUAUUUGACCAGAGACUACUUUCAUCAUUAAAGUAUAUUGAGGGCAGAGUUGUAAAUGGUGUAGCCUCCAUCAACACAUAGAUUAUGUCCACUCACACACUUAGCAUCAUCACUAGCUAAGUAAAGUGCUGCUUGAGCAACAUCCUCAGCUUCCCAAAUUACUCCUUUAAGAUUGGCACUUGAAUUCAAGGCAUUUUGAAGAACAUCUCCUCCCUCAUCCCCAAAAAAUCUCUUAGAUAGAGGCGUCACGACGCCAGAUGGCGACACACAGUUGACCCGAAUGCCGUAUUUCCCAAGCUCAACUGCCAAGUUUUUUGUUAGGCCUAAAACAGGAUGCUGCGCCACCAAGGGAUGAAGUUACGCUGCCAGUGGAUACUAUGCAUCCGCUUCGCAAUGGAAUCAUUACUCGAGCUGCAUGCUUCAUCCCGAGAAAAACUCCUACUAAAUUCACCCCAAUAACCCGCUCGAAUUCUGUCUUUUCAUUAUUCACUAUCUGAGGUUGUCUGAAUGUCGUGUUGCGAUAGUUCCCGUGUUGUUAAACAUGAUGUCCAGUUUUCCAUAAGUCGCAACUGCUUUGUCAACAGCUCCUUCGAUGUGAUCCUCAUUGGCUACAUCACAAUGAAUGUAGAAGCUGUUUGAUGAACCUAAACUCUUGCUUAAUGUUUGUCCAAGGUUGUAUUGGAUGUCGGCAAUCACAACUUUCGCGCCAUGAUUCCCGAAUAAUUUCGCCGAAGCUUCUCCAAUUCCACUAGCUCCUCCAGUGAUCAGAGCUACCUUUCCUGCUAACCUGCGAAACGUAUAGGAAUCACUAAUCUCGCUCUUUAUAAGACAAAAUUAAUUCAGCAAAAUAUUGACCAAUUAUGCUUUUCCAUUUUUCUUUCCUAGCAUCGCUCUACCAUUAAGAGGAAUCUCUCUAAACUUUAUUAUUAUUAUUUUUUAAUCUGAGCAACAAAAAUCAACCAAGAAUAAACAAAAGAAAAAUUAUCAGGGAUAAUUCACCAAAAAACAGAAGAAAAAUCAUGAGAAUGUUGUUCACUCAAUAUCUGUACUUACCAUAUGUAGAUUAUGGUAAUCGGGGAUGAACACAUUACCUUCUGUAAGCUACUGAAAGUGACGAACUGGCUGCCAUCGCUACUGAGAUUUGAGAGAAUCACUAAAAAUGCCUUUGGUCCACCAAAGAUAAUAAUUAAGUCCAAGGCAUCUAUGCAAGUAUAAUUGGGUUGUGGCUCAAAAUUGAUUCCUACAAAGUAUGAUAAAAUGUCCCCAUUGACUUGAGUGCGGUCCACCCCGCAGAAUGAAUCUCAGUCAUU
Molecule: messenger RNA, 2644 nt
Organism: Oldenlandia corymbosa var. corymbosa
Lineage: Eukaryota; Viridiplantae; Streptophyta; Magnoliopsida; Gentianales; Rubiaceae
Source: the annotation of a GenBank genome assembly